Parnassius apollo (apollo) is the source of this 1458-nucleotide messenger RNA. NCBI's taxonomy places the organism in Eukaryota, Metazoa, Arthropoda, Insecta, Lepidoptera, Papilionidae. The record is from the annotation of a GenBank genome assembly.
AUGUACCGAUUAGCGUCGGCGAUUCCGGGACCGGAUGAAGAGUUACCCAUGAUGGGGAUAGCGCAUACUCUGACUGGAAGCACUGAAGAUAUAAUGACAACACUACAAAAAUACAGCUAUUUUGCGAUGAAGAAUGAUGGCAUUAUGCGCGGAUGGCUCGGACAUAUCCUUUACUUUCUUGUUGUAGAUCCAUUGGACCUGGAAAUGGUGUUAAAAACUUGUUUGGAGAAGGAUGAUCUGCAUCGUUUCAUGAGAAAAAUUAUCGGAUAUGGUGGAAUUUUUGCACCAGUGGCAAUCUGGAGGAAACGGCGUAAGACAUUAAUUCCAGCUUUUAGUCCAAAAAUAGUCGAAAGUUUCGUGGAAGUAUUUUCAGAACAAAGCGAAAAGCUAGCGUUACAAUUAAAGGAGGUUGAAGGCUGUGGCCAAGUCAGCGUUUGGCGCUUCCUCAGCACUUACACGCUGGACGCUGUGUGUGAGACGGUAAUGGGAAUAAAAAUAAAUGCACAAGAAAACCCAAAUGCGCCAUUUUUAAAAGCGAUGCAAAAUAUCCUCAAUUUAGUGACUGAAAGAGUUUUUCACUUGUGGUUACAACCUGAUUGGCUGUACAAAUUCUUUCCCCAAUACUCAAAGCACCAGAAAUAUCGAAAGGUGAUGCAUGAUUUUACGGAUGAGGUUAUACAUAAUAAGAGAGAAGAAUUGAAAAAGGAAAGGAAUUAUCAAACAGGAGUGGAUGAUAAUUAUGACCUGAGAAACUACAAGAGACAAUCGUUUCUUGAUCUUUUGAUAAAACUCUCUGGUGGUGAGAAAGGAUACAGCGAUGAAGAGUUGAGAGAAGAAAUUCUGACCUUAUCUAUAGCAGGCACAGACACCUCUGCUGUGGCAAUUGGUUACACUUUAAAAUUGUUAGCAAAGUAUCCAAAGGUACAAGACAGAGUUUUUCAAGAGAUACAAGAAUUAUUUGGUGACUCUGAUCGACCAUUGGUUAAAGAAGACUUAAUACAUUUAAAUUAUCUUGAAAGGGUGGUAAAAGAAUCACUAAGAUUAUUUCCUCCAGUUCCAUUCAUUAUAAGGAAAGUUUUGGAGGAUAUUGAUUUACCGUCAGGUCGCGUCCUUCCAGCUGGCUCUGGUAUAGUAGUCAGCAUUUGGGGUGUUCAUCGAGAUCCGAAAUAUUGGGGUCCAGAUGCUGAAUGCUUUGACCCUGACAGGUUCCUGCCCGAGAGGUUAAAUUUGCAACACGCGUGUAGCUAUAUACCUUUUAGUAAUGGACCCAGAAACUGUGUUGGUUACCAAUACGCCUUGAUGUCAGUGAAGACAGCUUUAGCUGCGAUUGUCAGACGAUACAAGAUUGUGGGAGACGAAGAGCCCGGCCUUGUCCCUUUCAUUAAAACGAAGAUAGACGUCAUGAUGAAAGCAGUCGAUGAUUACGAAAUAGGUCUAGAAAAAAGAACCCUUCCAUAA